This is a messenger RNA of Rhipicephalus microplus (southern cattle tick), 1274 nucleotides long. RefSeq lists its product as uncharacterized. Lineage: Eukaryota; Metazoa; Arthropoda; Arachnida; Ixodida; Ixodidae. The record is from RefSeq and is a predicted model, not a curated record. Gene Ontology annotation, biological process: negative regulation of TOR signaling; neurotrophin TRK receptor signaling pathway; negative regulation of protein kinase activity. Gene Ontology annotation, cellular component: cytoplasm.
AUGGUGGCUUAGCGGCGCACAGCUGAGCGCGUCACGUGAUAUGCUCGAAGGUCGGCAGAGCGUCGUUGCUGGAUCGAGAAGGUGCUGGUGGCGUACUGCCGAGCUGCAGCGCUUUGAGGUCGUGCACCGUGAGCCAAUCGGCCAGGUGCAGCAGCCAUGUCGGGAUUGCGGGUGUGUGGCUGCCUCAACUGGAGCGUCCACUGCCAGGAGGUGCAGUCGUGCGACCUUCGACAGAAAGCUCCUCUGGCCGACCCCUUCUUCAAGGGUGGCCUCGUCUGUGCCAAGCUCGCCCCACAGGGCAUUACCAAAAGGCACUCAUUCCUAGAAAGUGUGCGCACUGUUGGCGACUGGGAGGUGCACAGCUGUCAGGGUUGCCACCAAGAUGUGUACGCGCAAGCCUCUGACCGGAGCCUGCUGCUCAGUGCCAACCUUGAGAGUGACAUCAAGCGCAUUGAAGCAAUGCGGGCCUCGGCCGACUACUCUCCUUGCUUCCACGUGUUGCUGCCACCAGUGGCUGACAACGAGGGAGGGGCUGCGAAUGUGGCACCAGGUGUGACCGAGGAGGAGGCCCUUGUGGCACGCCUGCACGUGCAGCAGCUGGCUGCGCAGUUCCUGCAAAAUGAGCUGGAGGCCAUGGAAGCACGCCUCAGGCUUUACCAGGAGCAGCAGGCGCAGGCAUUGGAGCGGCUGCGGCUUCGAACGGCACGUGAUCAAGAUGCCCUCUGGCACAUUAUCGUCAGCAAGAGUGGUGGCCAAGAACAGGUGUCUGCUGGCCGGGUGACCAGUGUGAAGCAGCGGCCAAUGGCACCACAGAUGUCUGAUGUAAAAUGCAGAGUGGCUGCCCAGCUUGAAGGAGAGAUGUUCCAGCUGGAUGGCUUUGAAGAAGAUGAGGCAGCUUUUCCAUCUUCCGAAGAGGAGCACUCGGAUGGAGUGGCAGACCACAGUCAGAAUGCAAUGUUCUGGCUUUGGGUCUUGCAGAUGACGGCAACAGCAGUAGCAGCAGUGCCCUCGAUGAGCCUGUGCGACACUGUGCCUACUCGCUUCCGGUGGACAUGCCCAGGUGGCGGCCUCGUGAUGAUGACCACCAGUUUGCUGUGGAGCACGACCGGAUUGGUGCCAACAUCGAAGCCCUGGCUCGCAGUGUGUGUGAUGGCACAGAAAUGUUUGGUGACCUGCCCCGACCUCGGCUGAAUUCGAUGCAGAGGCCCUUGUUCUGAACAUGUUGAUUGAUUGUGUGAUUGUAUGCGAAUAAGAAUCUUUGUUCAUUAGGCUGA